Messenger RNA from Oldenlandia corymbosa var. corymbosa, 1967 nucleotides. NCBI's taxonomy places the organism in Eukaryota, Viridiplantae, Streptophyta, Magnoliopsida, Gentianales, Rubiaceae. The record is from the annotation of a GenBank genome assembly.
GUACAAAAUUGAUGGAAUGAUGAAAUCAUACAACCAAGUGAUGUGACCGUGACAAAACGUUGUCAAUUUCAAGAGUAGUUGGGGUCGAUUUUUAUAUUUAUACCCUUGUUUGUCUGCAUAAAUAUCAACGGCUAAAUGGUGACGCACAAAAAAUAAAAAUAAAAAUUUACACUAAUACACUUUUUUAAAAUUUUAUUUCAUUUGAUCAUUUGACUUUCUUUGAAUCACCUCUAUUAAAUUUAACAUCGAACUUUUCAACAUUUGCACGAUAACAUCUUUGCUUAAUUUUUUUUUUAAAAAAAAUGAUGCAGAAAAUACUUAUCCAUAUUUGAUUUUUUGAAUUAAAUGAUUAAAUCAAUGAACUUGUCUUUUGGGGCACAUGUGAAACUGCGGAACAACUGGAUAUUCACAGGACACAUAGGAUAGGACUGUUGAUAUCAUAAGCAAAUUCGAGGAAGACAGCUCUCACAUUAUUAUAACCAAACCUGGGAAACCCAAUUUCACAAAACCGCGUUAUAAAGUAUAUAACCUUUUUACAAAAUCAUAUAGAUUGUGUGAAUUUAUUUUACAUUGUGUUUUCUCUCUGUUUUUGUGUUGUUAAUCGACUGAUUUAUCGGUUUUGUUUCUUUGGUUGGGCAAUAAUAACGCGAUUUCCCUUUGCAUUUCAAUUUUUGGCUGUGUGAUUUCCAUCUUUUGCGGUUUCAGUCCAAGGUACAUUUCUAUCCAUUCUCCUUUCUUUGUCUUUCAUUUAAUCUGUAUUGCAACCAAUGUAAGAAUUCUCUGAUCUCGCCUGUCGCUACCUUUGAUUGGCGUGAUCAGAGAAUAACGCAUAAAUAAACUGCAUUUUUGUAGAAGAAAUUAUGUUUUCUUCUUCUAUCCAUCUAAAUAUACAUGUAAAGUUACUAUCUUUAUUGAGAAAUUCCUAAUCUUUUUGUGAAUAUUAUCAUAUGGGUUUUGCUUUUUACGGUUGAAUUUGGAGGAUUUAUCGUAUAUUGGUUGAUUUUGUAUCCUAGGAGUUUUUGUUGUUGUGGGUUUCUGAGUGGGGGUGGUUGAAAGAUGGGCGAACAAUUGGUGGUGAAUGUAGAUGGGUUUCAGAAGCCUACUCAGGAUAUUAAGGGUGAGAAACAUCAGCCUCAAAUUGUAGGUGGCCCUUCUUCUUCGGCCGGACCGGUGCCGGAGAAAGAUGUUGUGGUGAUGGUGGAAGGGGAGGACGAUGAGGGGGCUCCUUUAAUUGCUGGUGGAGAGUGCCGCAUUUGCCAGGAGGAGGAUGCUUUGACCAAUUUGGAGGCUCCCUGUGCUUGCAGCGGUAGUUUGAAGGUAUAUAUUUUGAAGUUGAGCAGGCAUGAAUUGUUAUGACAGGAAAGUAUGCUCACAGAAAAUGUGUUCAACACUGGUGCAACGAAAAAGGGGACAUCAUUUGCGAGAUUUGUCAUCAGUCUUAUCAGCCUGGUUAUACUGCUCCCCGGCCUAAUCCUGAAGAGACAACUAUAGAUAUUGGGGGAGGAUGGCAACUUUCUGGCACACCUUUGGAUCUGCAUGAUCCUCGUCUUUUGGCAAUUGCAGAGGCUGAACGCCAGCUUUUGGAAGCUGAGUAUGAUGAUUACAAUGCUACAAAUGCUAGUGGGGCUGCAUUCUGCCGUUCAGCUGCUCUAAUUUUAAUGGCUCUUUUGUUACUACGACAUGCAUUAACCAUUACUGAUGGUGACGGGGAGGAUGACCCCUCUACAUUCUUUUCUCUUUUCUUACUUCGAGCCGCUGGCUUCCUUUUGCCCUGCUACAUAAUGAUCUGGGCUAUUAGCAUCUUGCAGCGGCGUAGGCAGAGACAGGAGGCAGCAGCAUUGGCUGCAACUCAAUUUGCAUUUGUGGUGCAGUCUGGACAAAGCAGAGGCUUGCAUUUUGCCAUUGCAUCGGCUGGUCCCGUACCUCAGCCUGCAACAGCAUUGCCACCACAGCAGGAGCAUGCUUAG